Haliaeetus leucocephalus (bald eagle) is the source of this 471-nucleotide messenger RNA. RefSeq names its product lectin, galactoside-binding, soluble, 4 (gene LGALS4). The record is from RefSeq and is a predicted model, not a curated record. The transcript is spliced from 5 exons. Gene Ontology annotation, molecular function: carbohydrate binding. The coding region runs from base 1 to 471 and encodes 156 amino acids. NCBI's taxonomy places the organism in Eukaryota, Metazoa, Chordata, Aves, Accipitriformes, Accipitridae.
AUGCCGCAGACCAUCCCCUACCAUCAUAGCAACCUGCCGGUGAUGAUGCAGCCGCCCACCGUCCACCCGCCUGUGCCGUUCGUGGCCACCAUCCCAGGGGGGCUCAUCCCCAAGAAAACCAUCGUGGUGAAGGGCUACAUCCCCCCUGAUGCUGAAAGGUUCCACAUCAACCUGCGGGCAGGUCCCGGGGGGGACGUGCUGCUGCACUUGAACCCGCGCCUGGACAAGGGGGUGGUGGUGCGCAAUAGCCUGCUGGGGGGGGUCUGGGGGUCCGAGGAGCAGGACCUGCCCCACAACCCCUUCCAGCGUGGCCGGUACUUUGACGUCUCCAUCCGCUGCGGGAACCAUCGCUUCAAGGUGUUCGCCGAGGGGCAGCCGCUCUGCAACUUCUCCCACCGCCUGCCCCCGGGACCCCACGUCGACACGCUGGAGGUGGACGGCGACGUCGUCCUCUCCUACGUCCACUUCUGA